Messenger RNA from Arachis ipaensis, 432 nucleotides. The record is from RefSeq and is a predicted model, not a curated record. NCBI's taxonomy places the organism in Eukaryota, Viridiplantae, Streptophyta, Magnoliopsida, Fabales, Fabaceae.
AUGCUUGCGGUGUAUUUUGACACCAAAACUUUGACUUGGAGGGUUAAAAAAUUAGUCGAGAACCACAACCACGAUCUUGUCCCACAAUGCUUGGUACACCUAAUUCCAAACCGCCGAAGGUUGACUGAGGUACAAAAAGUUCAGGCAAAUACCAUGCAUGAUCAUGGUCUUCCAACCUCUAAAAUAAUAGGAUUAAUGGUAGGCCAAGCCGAUGGUUAUGCCAAUGUCGGGUUCACAAAGAAGGACCUAGAUAAUCACUUUCAAAGAACUCGCCGUGCAAAGCUCAUUGGUGGGGAUUCCAAUGCGACGAUUAGCUAUCUACUUGGGAAAGCCGAUGUCGACCCAAUGGCCAUGGCAAGGUACAGUGCUACUGAUGAAGGUUGGAUGGCAAAUUUAUUUUGGGCAGACGAAAUCUGUAGUUCCAAUUAUUAG